Messenger RNA from Batrachochytrium dendrobatidis JAM81, 606 nucleotides. RefSeq lists its product as uncharacterized. Lineage: Eukaryota; Fungi; Chytridiomycota; Chytridiomycetes; Rhizophydiales. The record is from RefSeq and is a predicted model, not a curated record. Bases 1 to 606 code for a protein of 201 amino acids. The transcript has 4 exons.
AUGUCUGCCACUAUUCGCCUCACAGAUUUUGAUAUGGAUUUCACUGAUUAUCCACCGACCACAUACACGCACAACUUUCCCAAAAAAUCAAAGUGUGCUUUCCAGCAAGAGCCAUCUCCAGUGUAUAGCGAUAUCUCUCUGGCUUUGCCCGCCUCAGAUGUGCGUCAUCUACAGCAAUCCGAGUGCGCAACAGACAUAUUACCCAACACGGUUAAUGAAAUUGAUCACGAAUCUGAUUCUAGUCAAGAUGGCGAUGAGAUUUAUGAUGACUUUUGCGAACCUGUGUAUAUACAUUGGAUUCGUCAUGGUGAUACUAUUGCAAAUGUGGCCAAGGUGUAUCAAACUACGACAUGGAUGCUUGCCAAAGCCAACGAGUUUGAAGAUGAGCGUCAACCUUCAUUAGAAGGUCGACGGUUUUUAGUCAUUCCAUCAGCAUCGACAUUUCAAGAACCAAUCUGGGAUGUUGACCAAGAACGACACGAGUUAUGUCGCAACUUUUUGAUUUUGAUUCACGACGAUGACUUUUGUCUAGCACAUCGGUAUCUUGGUAAAUCCAACUACAACCUUCCAGCUGCAAUCGAAAAUUACUAUUUUGAUUUAUGCUGA